Molecule: messenger RNA, 630 nt
Organism: Batrachochytrium dendrobatidis JAM81
Lineage: Eukaryota; Fungi; Chytridiomycota; Chytridiomycetes; Rhizophydiales
Exons: 2
Coding region: 50-550 (166 amino acids)
Source: RefSeq, a predicted model, not a curated record
GGUAUUGACUGAAAAUGUCGAUGAGCCGCUUGCAUUCGAGAUUAUUGGAAUGAUAUGGGAUUGCGUACUUACAACCGCCGAGGGCUUGAUUGUUCCUUCCUUGGCAGACGAAGCCAAAGAAAGAAAACCAUGGGAUGAGCGACGAAUGAGUUUUUUUAGAAAGUUUAUCGAGGCAGCUGAACUGUUUUUUCGAAGUGGUGGUGAAGGACUGCCCGAUGAUGCAAUAUUUACACGAGCUUACCGACAGCUUCAAUUUAUCAUUGCAUCUUAUGAGCACUCACGACAAAUAUUGAUUGAAACUUACAGUCAGUGUAUCCAGACCGACCCAAAAACAGCACCAAAUGAUAUCCAGAUGGAUAGCAUAAAAGUGCCGAUUAAAGAGAGUGAUGUAGAAUCCCAGAAAUCGGCACUUUUAUCCAAUUUUACUCCGUCGACACAUUUAGUUGCCAUGGAUGCGCAAUCGGACUUGGAUUGGAUUUUAAAGCUGCUUAAAAUGAGAGGAGGAAAAGAGAUUGUGGACAGCAAGCUUCGCGAAAGACUCUUGAUUUGAUAGUAAUUGUUUUUGUCGUACUCACGUAGUAGAGUACUAAAUAAGGGUGUCAAACUACAUAAUAAACAGACAGUCUUAUG